UAGCUGACAUCACCCUGGCAGAAUGGGGCAGGAAGGCCAUCGAAAUUGCAGAAAACGAAAUGCCUGGCCUGAUGAAGAUGAGGGAGAUGCACUCGAAGAGCAAACCUCUGAAAGGGGCCCGGAUUGCCGGUUGUCUGCACAUGACUCUCCAGACAGCUGUGCUCAUUGAGACCCUGACGGCACUGGGAGCUGAGGUGCAGUGGUCAAGCUGCAAUAUCUUCUCCACCCAAGAUCAUGCUGCUGCAGCCAUUGCCAAGACCGGGGGUACCAGUGUACGCCUGGAAGGGGGAGACCGAUGAAGAGUACAUCUGGUGCAUUGAGCAGACCCUAUAUUUUCCUGAUGGAAAACCACUCAACAUGAUCCUUGAUGAUGGAGGAGAUCUCACAAACCUUGUUCACACCAAACAUCCAGAGCUGCUGAAAGGAAUUAAGGGGAUCUCUGAAGAGACGACCACAGGCGUGCACAACCUGUACAAAAUGAAAGCUGAAGGGACCCUAAAAGUACCUGCCAUCAAUGUCAAUGACUCUGUGACAAAGAGUAAAUUUGAUAACCUGUACGGUUGCCGAGAGUCCCUGAUUGAUGGCAUUAAGCGAGCCACUGAUGUGAUGAUUGCAGGGAAGGUUGCAGUGGUUGCAGGGUAUGGCGAUGUUGGAAAAGGUUGUGCUCAAGCUUUAAGGGCCUUUGGUGCACGUGUCAUCAUCACGGAGAUAGACCCCAUCAAUGCGCUGCAGGCAGCCAUGGAAGGUUAUGAGGUCACAACAAUGGAUGAAGCUUGUAAAGAAGGGAACAUUUUUGUCACUACAACAGGGUGUGCAGACAUUGUUGAAGGCAGACACUUUGAGCAGAUGAAGGAUGAUUCCAUUGUUUGCAACAUUGGCCACUUUGAUGUUGAACUCGAUGUGAAGUGGUUAAAUGACAACGCUGCCAAGAAAGUGAACAUCAAGCCGCAGGUGGACCGCUACCUCUUGAAAAAUGGGCGCCACAUUAUAUUACUUGCUGAAGGCCGUCUAGUAAAUUUGGGAUGUGCGAUGGGUCACCCUAGCUUUGUCAUGAGCAAUUCCUUCACUAACCAGGUCAUGGCGCAGAUUGAACUGUGGACCAACACUGACAAAUAUCCUGUAGGAGUGUACUUCCUGCCCAAAAAGCUUGAUGAAGCCGUGGCAGCUGCCCAUCUUGAUAAGCUUGGAGUGAAACUGACUAAGCUUUCAGACAAGCAAGCAAAGUACCUUGGCUUAGAGAAGGAAGGACCCUUCAAACCUGACCAUUACAGAUAUUGA
Molecule: messenger RNA, 1278 nt
Organism: Staurois parvus
Lineage: Eukaryota; Metazoa; Chordata; Amphibia; Anura; Ranidae
Source: the annotation of a GenBank genome assembly